Molecule: messenger RNA, 1836 nt
Organism: Brenthis ino (lesser marbled fritillary)
Lineage: Eukaryota; Metazoa; Arthropoda; Insecta; Lepidoptera; Nymphalidae
Source: the annotation of a GenBank genome assembly
AUGAUGAUAACAAUUCAUGGAUUACCUAUUGCUACGAAAUACCAUGAUUUAAAAGUAUUAAUAAAACAACAAUGUAAAAUCAGUGAUUUCAUACUUGAUAGUUUAGUAAAUGAUAAUGAUGGGACGAAAAGGGUUAGAGUAGGAUUAGCUGAUGAUAGCGAAGGAAGUCACUUGAUAAAGUGCUUGGAUGGAUAUCGUAUGUCAGGAAAUGUUCUAAGACUCGUCCCUGUUGGCAAGUCAUCUUCUACAACUCAACCACCAAACACAUUUGAUAUAAGAGGUAAUUACCAACAUGGUGACUAUCAAAAUCAAAACUUCAAUGAAAGGAACAGCCGACCUCUUGAUGCAGCAAGACCAGAUGCAUGGGCUAACAACCAAUGGUCUUCUAAUCAAACACAAAUGCAAAUGCAAAACAGUUACAAUUAUCAACAACCUAUAGUUACACCAUAUGGACAACCAGCAAAUCCUAUAGCUAAGCCACAAUUUGAAUUAAGAGAAGUGGUGCCAUCGGGCCGUAUUCCUCAACAAGCUCAAAACUUUGCAUACAAUCCCAAAAGUAACUUAAUUAGUUUGGGGCCUUCUAAUUUACGUGAAGUUCCCGAAGCCCCAAGUCGACCGACGCUACCCGGGAGAUACCCAAAUCAAAAUUACGAUACGUCGUCAGAUAAACCGAUAACAAUAAUGAAAGAAAACUUUCAAGGACCUAAUCAAUACAACUUAACAUCAACUCAUAACCAAAGUUCUAACUUACAAAUGCAAAAUGCGACUCCAUGGGCAACUCAGCAUCAACAGCAAAAACCAUUUGAGAAACCUGUAGUGUCAUAUGAUAAAAAGCCGUACGAUGACAGAAAAUAUCCAUCUCAAAUAAAACAAGUACAGGAAACAUCGAAACCCGAUGAUUCUUAUAGAUAUGAUAAAAGCCGACGUGAAUUUUCACCCCAAAGACGAGGUUUCAGAGAUGUUGAACCCGAAAGGCGUAUGUCUCCGAGUAGACAUCUAUCUCACUCAAGUCGACGGGUUUCUCCAUCUGCCCGACAAACAUACACUGAUAGAAGAAGUUCACCAGAAAGAAGGAUUUCACCAUCCAAUAGAAAUAUUUCUUCAUCUGGUAGACACUUUUCUCCUGGUAGACAAAUUUCGCCAUCUGGUCGACAUAUUCCACCCUCGGGUCGACACGUCUCACCGCCUGGUCGACCAUCUGGCCGACACAUCUCACCGCAUGGCCGACAUUUAGUGCCACCCGGCCGGAAUUUGUCACCGCCAGACCGACAUGGUCACUCAUCCUCUGGGCGAUAUUCAUCGCCAGGCCGCCGUGUUCCUUCGUCUGGACGCCAUAUUUCACCACCUGGUCGUCAUAUUCCAAGUGGCAGACAUGUUUCGCCUCCAAGUCGAAGUGCUGUACCAACUGGCCGACAUAUCUCACCACCCGGCCAUCAUAUUCCUUCAACUGGCCGACAUUCCCCACUACGUAGACAUAUUUCCCCUUCUGGCAGACAAAUAGAAAUAGAGAGAAAAAUGUCUCCGCCGAGAAAAUUGUCUCCGCAAAGAAGGGACUCUCCUCAACUAAGAAAAGAAGAGUAUGUCAGAGGAAGGAGAAUAUCGCCCCCAACACAUUCACCAAUGGAUAGACGUCCAAACCCUCAGGCUUUGGAGCGAGAUCCCACUAGAGGCAUACCUCCUCAAGGCCGACACGAGUCGCCUAGAAGACAAACACGAUUCUCACCAUCGCGUCGUCAUGGCGACAAACAAGCAGACUAUCAAGACACCCGUCGAAGCACUAGUAUAAAAGAUGUCCGACCUGCGUAUGAACCACCGACUCAAGUAAGUUUCGAUAAG